Molecule: messenger RNA, 5989 nt
Organism: Amoebophrya sp. A120
Lineage: Eukaryota; Dinophyceae; Syndiniales; Amoebophryaceae
Source: the annotation of a GenBank genome assembly
AGCAAGCAGAAGCGUCUAUCUCGUUCAUGUAUUACUCAUGUUUUUACCAUCAAAAAGCCGGCAGAUAGUACUACCGCUACGGCUACCGUCGCAUACUAGUCUAGGCUCCAACUACUUGUAACCAGAAUUUCUGUACAAAAAUUGGUACCUCCUAGCAACCACGAGGAUGUCUACCAGCUCCGUUGGGUCUUUGUUGCGGUUGGAAUCUCUUCGCUCUCGUCGUCGCAAAGUGUCGGGGAAUGGAGGCUCGUCCUCUGCCAAAAGCACGGCUUUGCACAGUACCGACUACGUCGUGGAGCCGCUCGCGGUGCCGGGUCCUCCGACGAGGGCCACACGAACGCUUAAGCAGGAUCUUCACUCUAGCAGAACAAAAUCAAGCACGACACGCACGAAAAUAAACCAUCACGUGCAGCCUCACCUACAAAGAAAAAUCAUCGCGCAUGUGGGCGACGAAGUCGAAGGUCACGGUCACGAACGACCGCAACAAGCACAUAGUGAAUUGCGAAACGCUUCUCCCGCAGACUCACCGGCAGAGCUGGACGAGGAUGAAAGUGGAUCAGUUCCAGCAGUGCGACUCGUCCCCGAUGAAGACGGGGCGGGCAAGCAGUUGCCCGGCACGACCAGGGCUGCAGCAAACCACGAAAACAAUCACCCACGCAGGAGAGGUAUUAUCGAUCAGAUUUCCACCCCCGACUCCUCUUGUUCUACGACUGCUCUGCCGGAAACCGACGACGUCACGACUGACAUACCGAGCGGCGAGACCUUCUGCACAGGCUCGACCACUUCAACUUCUCAGAGCUCAACCCCAAUUCCAACGAGACAAGAAGCGAGCGAACUAGAAGAUAAAGGCAUGAAUCGUGUGGUUGUGUCCACCUCCGAGCAGAUGAACGAGAAGAAAAGCGAAGAUGAUGUUCUUGACCCAGCGAUGGCCAUCGAGUCGGAGUUGCUGCGGUGGAUCGCGUCCUGCGAGGAACACUAUCAAAUGCAAAGAUGUCUGGGUCUGGAAGGUUCUGCAACUUGUGACGCUGUCCGUGGAUUCCAAAGAGAUCUGUAUUGCAUGACCAGCAAGAGCAGCCCAGUUUGCGCUCCGCGGCGGAGAGGGCACUCCAUUUCUCGUGCGGAGUAGGGGUCACGAAGCACUCUAAAAAUCUGCGAUGCUAGGCCAUGCAUUACAGGCAGCAUGGGUCAUGCAAUUAUCGGGGUUCGCUGUGGUCUCAGGGCGGCGUCGCGGGUGUCCCCUAUACAAACAUAGAAUCCGCAGAAAACGCGUCCCGGGUACAUUUUGCAUUCCAUGCACAUGGAGGGCGCAAGCCUCAUGCCAUACCAUGCAAAACAUGCACCAUGAGACCAAGACGUAUUUGCAAUGGAUAAACUACAGACGUCCCCUUCCGCAACUGUGGUCGACAAGAAAAAGAGGCACCGAGAGGCGGACGAGAUAAAAACACAGAGUGUAGAAAAAGAACCCACGUCCUCUACAGCAGGGUCGUUGUCGUCUGCGGCCCUCACCGCUGCGGUCGACACUUCUGCCAAAGAGGAACACACCGAGACGUCUUUGGAGACCAAGGCGCCUUUAGAGGCCGAUGGUCGAGACGAACUACAAGCAGAACUCAUUCAAAAUGAGCGGCCGUCCUCUGCCACGGAAGACCAUGACGGAGAUAAAGAUCUACGAGUGGCUGUGGCAGAAAAUAAGUCCGGAAAAAACAGCGGCGCUACGUCUGGUGUACUAGAAAAUAAGAUGGACCGGCAGGUAAGAAUCGGUAAGGUCGCACGCACCAAAGAUGCGUCUGCGAUGUCAUCGGAUGAAACGUCGAGACCGCAGCCAGUCUCUAAGCAUCCGCUAGCGGGCCGCGAAGCGAAGAAUAGAGCAUCAUCCGGAGGUGGAGCCGCUGCUGCAACACCAACUACAGAAGUCUCGUCGACACCACCCUCGCGGCAACUACUAGAACAUCAAAGGUUUUCUAUGGGAUGGAUUCAGCGAUUCAAAAGUAGCGGAUUCAAAAAUUUCUUAUCCUUCAUCUUGCAUUUUCAAAACCUGAAACAAAAUAUGAUCACUUUUGUCAUGAAUUUUCGCUGGUUUCUUUGUCUUUCCGAAUCGUCGCCAGAAAAGGUAUGAAAUUAAAUAGCUAGGUCAGUCUCAACUUGAACUAGAUUAUCAUUUGCAUUUGUCAUGCCAAAAGUGAAAAGAUAAUUGGAGUUUGCACAUGAUCAUCAAAAAUCAAACUAUAAAAAGUAUAGGCGACUCAAAAAUUUUUCUUCAACCAUUUGACAUCUUAAAGCUGUAAAACAAAUCGAGACUUAUUGUUGUCAUGCGUUUUUGAUGUUUUGUUCCCGGUUCCGAGACGUCGCCGAAAAGAGUACGAAGCCAAACAUCUAGCUCGCUCUCAACUUGAAUUAGAUAGAUGGGCGACAUCUGUCACGCAGAAGAAACGAGUGGAAUUAAGCAGCCCCACAUAGUCGAAAACGAAAGCAGUCAAAAAUAUAAGUGGCAGCAGCGCUGCUAGGUUGUCCUGGGGAAGACAUGCGCGCCACCUGUUUGAAAGGGGCCCUGCGGCCUAUCUUCAAACCGAAGCGGCUACACCGCCGGACGUAGUUGCUUCUGCUAGGUGGCGGCGGGCAGGGUUUUGGGCCUGCGCUCAUGAAAGACAAGGACCAACCCAAAAAAGACAAAAAAAAAUAAAAAAAAAAAGGCCGCUUUGACAGCAAACAAAACAACAAGCGCAGCCUGCGCUUGCUUUGUUGUCUCCACGAAGCCGCAAACCCCGGGCCGAAAUGCCUUGGGAUAGGAGCGCAAGCUCUAAACCCCACGGCCGCUACGGCGUCGGAGGGUAUGUGCCCAUGGAAAGCUUCCAAAGAGGGGCAAUCUCGUGCGCCAUUGCACCGGCCGACGCCGUCGGGGCUCGAGCGCCAACCACGCGAAGGGGGGCCGCUUGAAGGUAAAUCACGAGUAUGGUUUGGGCGUUUCUGUGUGCCCCAUGUGGCUCGAGAAGGUGCAUGUGCGAGGCAAGCUAGGCGCGCAAAGGGUCGCGAGGGAUCGUGGCGGCCCCGGAGCUAACGGUCGAGCAGUUCGGGUUGUAGAGCGCCGCUCCACAGGGGCGCGAAGGGCAUGGUGGUGAAGGUGGGGGCGCAGAAAUGUUGAAAAAAGGCGCCACAGCGCCGCGAUUCGGUGAAAAUGGAUUCGUUUUCGGUUCCCCGACCUGUAUCGGUGGUUUUCGUUCACGGAGGGCCUCCAUCCGGACCUCUAUCUUGGGAACCAUCGAGAGCCGGUAUCACGACCUGACGCUCGAUCCAGAUAGAGGUCAUCUUGGGCCGCUUUUUUCCCCAAAAAAGACCUCAUUUGAAUCGCUCCCUGCAAAAAUCCAGCUUUUGAGUACUGCCCGCUUGAUAGUUGCUCCAAAAAAGCAUCUUUCCAGCAAUUGCGCUGCACUUUUUGGCGCUUUUGCAAUGGCGCAGCGCCUGAUGGGCAGCUGCAAUGCUUAAAGGCGGCGCCCCAUUUUGCUGCCAAAUAAAGCCGAACGUCCUGCCGAAGAGAAAUAACAAGAACCACAGGCCACCAUCGCGAAAGCUAGCGGAGCUUUUUCAUUGAUGGCGAGGUUGGAAUACACCUCCCGGCCUCUCGCAGAUACCUUCGGAAAAGGUACCGAAGGGCGCCGGGGGUUGCGCUAAAGCAGCUGCCCACGACAGCCCGGGCUCUUGCCGCGUGUUCAUUGGCGUAUUUGAAAAAUGCCAAGGCUCUGCACUGACAACGCCGGGCGCCUGGAUAGCUCGGGGCCCCGGUGCUCUUCGGUUUUGUUUUCAAUCUUGUGGCGCCACGCAUUCAAGCGUUGCUGCUGUGCUUAAGGCUAUAGCCUUCGCAGGCCACAGGGCUCUUAGCUCAGGCUGCGACCAUCCUGCCGCCCCCCUCCCAGAGGCAUUUUGGGCGCCAUUUCGCGGACCGCAACAAAGAGAAGAGACAGAGCAGGGGUCUAAGGUAGUGCUGAAAUAUUGCGGGACUGGGAGCGAAAGUAGCCGCAUUUUCUUCGCCGGUAGGCUCGUGGCCCCUUUUAUAAUAUUUGCCACCACACGACGAACACUGCGCGGAAGGCAGCUGCGCCUCUUUGUUCUGUGGCAAGAAGGCAACCAGCUCAAGAGCAUCCACGUAGCUAGUUCAAGUUGGGACUGACCUAAAUGCUUCAAUUGCAUAGCUCGCCGCUAUCAUUACUGCCGCUACCUGACUUCGCGCCGUUUGCUGCCGAAUCCGGAACCGUUUUUGGAGUGAAAAACAAAAUGCAUUUUAGUUGAAAAGGCGACGCACUUUGCGAGCGGAGCAGCACAAUCUGUGGCGGAGCAGCUGCGCAAUCCUUAUUUUUUGCUACCAAAAAAUGAAAUAAGAAUGACACCAAUUUAGCUAGUUCAAGUUGAGACUGGCCUACAUAUUUCAAUUGCAUAAAUCGCCGAUCUCGGUUUCGCCGCGACCUGAAUCCGCGUCGUUGCUGCCGAAAUGGAAACCGUUUUUGGAAAAAGAAAUGACAUGCAUCUUCAAGGAAAAGAAAUUUUUGAGUCCGCUACUUUUGAAUCGCUGAAUCCUUCUCAUAUUUUCCUUUGCUAGCGAAUUGGAAAGCCUUGCAGAAGCGGACCGUGCCCGCGUCGCAAAUGUCCAGUUUCUCGGGGGAAGUGAGUUUCUGGUCAGCUUUGAUCUCAUUACAAAGUCGCCCGGUUCUCGUCGCACCAUCGAGCAACCUGCAAUAAAGAACAACCCCCCUGCAGCACCCGGCGACGCUGUAGUGGUGAAAGGAGCUCCUGCCGCCCAAGACGUCGCCGCAUCUCCUCCUGCUGUAACUGGCACCACGACUGCUGCAACCAGCAUCAUGCUAAAAGUGUAUCCUGAAAAGUAUCCGCGCACGCGGGACUGCUUCGCUCUACGGUGCAUCGAGGACGGCGCCGAGUUCUCCUAUUCUGCACAAUCGAAAAUGGCCUCGUCGCGACUGAAUCCCAACGUGCUGCAAGAUCGCGUCAUGCGCCACCACGGGGGUGUAAACGCACAUCUAGUCGCGAGGUGCAUCGAGAGCCUCCUCGCCGAACUCGACCGAAUCACUUCUGACGACCGAAAGAACCCCGUUGAUGCGCGCGGGGCGUCAGGCGCGCGCGGAGGCACGAAAACUUCUGCCGCUUCAGUGUCGUGUACAACUCGUCCAGGACAAUCGCGUAGUGGUACCCAAGAAGACGAAAGAAACAAAGAAAAAGAAGAAGACAGUGACGGCAACGGAGAAGACGAGGUGCAAGCGCAGGACGCUGAGCUUCGACUCGAGCAGUGGCUGCAAGGCGGGGACCUGGAGUUGGAAGCCGUGGGCCUACAGACGCUGGACAUAACGCAGAUCCAGGCCAUUCUUGCGGCUCGGAGUACUGCGCUAUGAAAGUGGUGCAAAACUCCCCUCCCCCUCAUUUGUGAUGCAAAAAAUUCCCAAACGCAGCUGCUGCUGCUGCUGCCUUGAGCUUGUGCUUGAGGCACUUAGAAUUGAAAUUUCACACGCCCAAACUGCCCUACACUCGGCGCAUGAAUUUGUCAUGCACAAGUUCCAGGGUCGCUGCCUGGUCUUUGUAUUGUUCGUUGCGCAUGCUAUACAAAUGAAGACGAGGGCGAGUUGUGCGCUCUCAUAUGCGCCGGAGGUUGAGCACUAUCAACGCUACGUGCCGAGGAAGCGACGAUUGUUUGACGAAAACGACAAGGAUGAAGGAGAUGAUAUGUGACUUGGUUGUUCAGGUUCUGUAGAAGGACUACAUUUUGUGUCUGUCCGAAAGUAGACUUUCGUUUCUCAAUAGCAGAAACAAGAAUCAAUGUUGCAGCUCCUGCAGUUUUAAGGAUUUUUCGAACCGAUGCGGCAGAGGAGCCAGAGGCAGUUGAGAGAAGUGUUCCUUCAAUAAUUGACACAUCCUUCGUCUCGUCCUUUUGAUGCGCUAUUUUUGUCGUGGACGACAGUUUUGGUAUUUUUUUUCCAUGAGCGCGCAGACGCUG